AUGACGACCGAUAGCAGCACAACACCACCGAAUGACCUGGAGAAGCCCAGGACGGUAGAUAUUGAGAAUGUGGCGCCCGAGAAGCAGUCGUCGUUAUCUGGCAUCGAGGCAGAACGUGCUGCGCUUCUAGCAGCCCUUCCCGACCCUGAUGCUGGUAAAAGUGAAGAGGAACGCCGCGAAAUCGAUCGAAAGUUGAUGUGGAAGGUUGACCGAUGGCUUAUCCCUUGGCUUUCUCUGCUCUACCUGCUCUCAUUCCUCGACCGAACCAACAUCGGCAAUGCGCGCCUCGAAAACAUGGAAGGAGAGUUGGGCAUGGUGCCAGGCAACUACAACAUGGCUCUCACCAUCUUCUUCAUCAGCUAUGCUCUGUUUGAGCCCAUCACCAACGGCAUCCUCAAGCGUCUGACACCUCGCAUCUUCUUCACGGCGAUUAUCAUUGCCUGGGGCACUGUUAUGACUCUUAUGGGACUAUGCCACAACUACCCAGGCCUCCUUGCAGCUCGAUGGUUCCUUGGUGUUGCCGAGGCGGGUUUGUACCCUGGAGUCAAUUACUACCUCGGCUGCUGGUAUAAGAGCUCUGAGAUAGGCGCUCGCGCUGCUAUUUUCUUCUCCGCGGCUGCCCUCGCCGGGUCAUUUGGAGGUCUUCUGGCUGCUGCUAUUGCACAAAUGGAUGGAGUGGGCGGCAAGUCUGGCUGGGCAUGGAUCUUCAUCCUUGAAGGAUUGGCGACUGUUUUCAUCGGCAUCUUUUGUUGGUGGAUGGUUUUCGACUGGCCUGAUACGGCCCGUUUCCUCAGCCAGGAGGACCGCAUUCGCGUUCAGCGCCGCCUCAUCAUGGAUCGUCAGGGCAGGACCGCCGAAGACUUCGACAAACGCCACAUCUGGGCUGCGGCAAAAGACUGGAAGACAUAUGGGUAUAUGGUCAUUUACAUGGGCUGCCUGAUGCCCUUGUACGCCUUCUCUCUCUUCCUUCCUACUAUUUUGCGCGGCAUGGGCCACGAGGGUACUCAUGCACAGCUGCUCUCUGUUCCUCCGUAUGCUUGUGCAGCAACGGCCACUGUCGUUGUCGGCUUCGUGGCAGACCGAACGCGGUGUCGAGGAUACUGCAACAUCGCAACUGUUUCUGUUGGAAUUAUCGGAUUCAUCAUGCUCCUAGCAUCUUCGAAGCCCAAGGUGCAAUACGGCGCUGUCUUCCUGGGCGCAAUGGGAAUCUAUCCCACGGUCUCUAAUACUGUCUCUUGGGUCAACAACAAUAUCGAAGGCUCCCUAAAACGCGCCAUCGUACUUGGGAUGGUCGUCGGUUGGGGCAAUCUCAACGGUGUUGUCUCGUCCAACAUCUACCUCGACCGUGAGAAACCACGCUACCGGAGUGGUCAUGCCACCGUUCUUUCAUACCAGAUUGUCUUCCUCCUUGGCGGUUCUAUCUUUAUGCACUUCGCGCUUCGCUGGGAGAACCGUGCUCGCAUGAGCGGCAAGCGGGAUGCGCGGUACGCUGCAAUGACGGAGGAGCAGAAGUGGAUUAGUGGCGACGUUCGCCCUGACUUUAUUUAUACCCUGUAA
Ilyonectria robusta is the source of this 1557-nucleotide messenger RNA. Its product is annotated as major facilitator superfamily domain-containing protein. NCBI's taxonomy places the organism in Eukaryota, Fungi, Ascomycota, Sordariomycetes, Hypocreales, Nectriaceae. The transcript is spliced from 3 exons. Gene Ontology annotation, cellular component: membrane. Gene Ontology annotation, biological process: transmembrane transport. Gene Ontology annotation, molecular function: transmembrane transporter activity. Bases 1 to 1557 code for a protein of 518 amino acids. The record is from RefSeq and is a predicted model, not a curated record.